AGGUUUAUGAGUUGCCUUAAGCAAGCAAAUGCCGGAUAUGUCUUGAACACCAGGAAUCUUCCCUGAUCUUUUGCUUUUUUCUUUUCUUCAAGAAUCUUCCUCCAUCUUCGAAACCACAAAAAACUGAGGAAAUAAUAGUUAAUACGUUUCGUUCAAACACUACAAAGAGAACAUUUGCCUCUGUACAAAAAUCCCGCUUUAUUCACUGCCAACUCUUCAACAUGUCAUUAGCUUGUUCUUUUAUCAGUCACCCCCUUAAAGCAGUAUUCCUCCUUCUUUAACUUUUGUAAAUAUUCUUUCUGGUCAUGAGUACUGAAUCAUCCAGAACAAGCCAAGAAUCACCUUCCCCUUUUUAUUAACUUCUUGAAACUAAACACCACUUCUCUAAAUGGAAAAACUCUCCAAAAUACAUCACUGUAGUGAUCCUACUUCAUACCCUGAAUAAUAACACCAAAUUCUCUUGAACCAAACUCAAAAAAACCCAUUCUUGCCAUGGGUACAUCCGAACCAGAGGACUCUAUUGUGAAAAUAAAUAGCAGGGAAUCCCCCAAAACCCCUAAAGAAACUGAAUUGUCCGUUUCUUCAAAACCCCAUUUCAACAAGAAUGACAGCAACAACAGUAAUAAAGAUUUAAACAUAGUGAAUGAGUCACCAGUUUCACAACAUUCACCGUUACACAUGGCCCAGGAAGAAGCUUUACACUACAGUUCCAGCUCUUCUUUAAGGAAAAAAUCUAGUCUUUUGGUGAGUAGGACCAAAUCAAGGCUAUUGGACCCACACCCACCUGAGCAAGAUCAGAGGUCUCAGAAUGUUGCAAUGAAAUCUGGAGCUUUAUUAAGAGAUAGUGAAAUUGAAGAAGAUGACGCUUUUUCAGAUGAGGAUUUGCCUGAGGAAUACAAGAAACUGGAGUUCAGUCCAUUAACUGUACUUCAGCUGGUGAGUUUGGUUGUAAUUAUUGCAGCUCUAGUUUGCGGUGUUAUAUUUAAAGUAUUGAGGGAAAAAAAGGGCUUUGGGCUUGAAUUGUGGAAAUGGGAAGCAGUGAUUUUGGUGUUGAUUUGUGGAAGAUUGGUUUCUGGUUGGGGGAUAAGGUUAGUGGUUUUCUUGAUUGAAUGCAACUUUUUGUUGAGGAAAAGGGUUUUAUAUUUCGUUUAUGGAUUGAGAAAUUCAGUGCAAAAUUGCAUUUGGUUGAGUCUGGUUUUGAUUGCUUGGCAGUCUAUUUUUGACAAGAAGGUUGAUAAAAUGACUGGUGGGAAGGUUCUACCUUAUGUGUCAAGUAUUUGGGUUUGUCUUUUGGUUGGUGCAUACAUUUGGUUGCUGAAAACACUUCUUGUGAAGGUGCUGGCUAUGUCAUUUCAUGUUAGUACAUUCUUUGACCGUAUUCAAGAAUCGUUGUUCAAUCAGUAUGUGAUUGAGACGUUGUCUGGGCCGCCGUUGGUUGAGAUUGAUCAGCAGGAGGAGGAAGAGAAGGUUAUGGCUGAAGUGCAGAAACUUCAGAGUGCUGGGGCUACAUUGCCUGCUGAUCUAAAGGCGAGUAUAUUUGCAAAAAGACCGAUUGGAACACCACGCAAGAGUCCUACGUCUGCUACUACGAGGAGUUCUGCAUUUUCGAGGGUUAUUUCUGAGAAGGUGAAAGAAGAGGAGCGAGGAAUCACUAUAGAUCAUUUGCAUAGACUGAAUCAGAAGAACAUUUCUGCUUGGAAUAUGAAAAGGCUGAUGAAUAUGGUUCGAAAUGGUGUGCUGUCAACUUUGGAUGAGAAGCUACCACAGUCGACUCAUGAGGAUGAAUCGGCUGUGCAGAUCACUAGUGAAAAAAAGGCUAAAGCUGCAGCCAAGAAGAUAUUUAACAAUGUGGCUAAGCCUGGCUCCAAGUUCAUCUAUCUGGAGGACUUGAUGCGUUUUAUGAGAGAAGAUGAGGCUGUGAAAAUAAUGCGCCUUAUUGAAGGUGGAACUGAAACCAGCGGCAUAAGUAAAGGGGCUUUAAAAAAUUGGGUGGUUAAUGCAUUUAGAGAACGAAGGGCUCUUGCUCUGUCUUUGAAUGACACUAAGACUGCAGUAAACAAACUUCAUCAAAUCUUGAACGUCCUUGUUGCAAUUAUCAUAUUGGUCAUCUGGCUCCUUAUUCUCAGAGUUGCCACUACACAUUUCUUGGUCUUUUUGAGUUCCCAGAUGCUUCUGGUAGUAUUCAUCUUCGGAAACUCAGCCAAGACGACAUUCGAGGCAAUCAUCUUUUUAUUUGUGAUGCACCCAUUUGAUGUAGGCGAUCGCGUUGAAGUUGAUGGAGUUCAGUUGGUAGUUGAAGAGAUGAAUAUACUGACAACAGUUUUCCUAAGGUACGAUAACCAGAAGAUCAUAUAUCCAAACAGUGUCCUAUCGACAAAGCCCAUAAGUAAUUAUUACCGUAGUCCAGACAUGGGAGAUUCAGUUGAUUUCUGCAUUCAUAUCUCAACUCCCAUGGAAAAGAUUGCUAUGAUGAAAGAGAGAAUAACAAGGUAUAUUGAGAACAGGAGCGAUCAUUGGCACCUAGCUCCAAUGAUUGUAAUGAGGGACGUGGAGAACUUGAACGGAAUAAAAUGGUCAGUGUGGCCCUCACACACGAUGAAUCACCAAGAUAUGGGAGAGAGAUGGGCGAGGAGAGCUCUUCUGCUUGAAGAAAUGGUAAAAAUAUUCAGGGAGCUGGAUAUCCAAUACCGUAUGCUACCUCUUGAUGUCAACAUUCGUACCCUGCCACCAUUGUCUUCAAGCAGAGCUCCCUCUAACUGGUCACUUUGUGCUUAAUUGAUCGAAAAGGUCACACAUUUGAGAAUCAUUCAAGAGGGCUGUGAUGGUUUGUUACUGGAGCAAUUUUCUACAAAUGCUCAAGAAGGGUGUAGGCCGAGAAGUAUUAAUCCAACUGUGAAUGAUCCAGUAUUUUUUGUUUCUCAUCUAAUAGCCAAUGGUUGUGUACAUAGUUAACUUUGAUGUCUUUUUUCAGUUGAAAAUGCUGUAAUAUUGAACCUGAGACCCCUUACUAAUUUUAAAGUCCGAACUCUAAUUAGAUGUU
Molecule: messenger RNA, 3040 nt
Organism: Nicotiana tabacum (common tobacco)
Lineage: Eukaryota; Viridiplantae; Streptophyta; Magnoliopsida; Solanales; Solanaceae
Product: mechanosensitive ion channel protein 8-like
Biological process (GO): monoatomic anion transport; transmembrane transport
Cellular component (GO): plasma membrane
Molecular function (GO): mechanosensitive monoatomic ion channel activity
Source: RefSeq, a predicted model, not a curated record